Cuscuta epithymum is the source of this 1833-nucleotide messenger RNA. NCBI's taxonomy places the organism in Eukaryota, Viridiplantae, Streptophyta, Magnoliopsida, Solanales, Convolvulaceae. The record is from the annotation of a GenBank genome assembly.
CCCUCUUCAUUCAACAUGCAAAAAUAAAUUAUCGGAAAAGUUAACAUCCUUAGAUCUCUAAUUAUUCUUGUGAAGCAUCUGAUGAUUUGGGAUGAUUUGUAAUAUUUUUUCUUAAUGCUUAAAAGUACGGAUUAUUUAUAUUAAUUUCAUUUUCCUUUUUCGCUUUUAUUUCCUUUAAAUGAUUACAGAGCCACCAUAGCCAUUCACAUAAAACAAACCUCAGAAUUUUCUAUCCCAAAAAGCAUCAUCGACAUAUACGAAAACUUUUUAACCAGCUGUCUGAGAACUUUUGGUUCUAAAAUCAAAGUCAGGGAAGGCAGUAUUUAAGAUUGACUUAUGUUGCUUGCUGAAUGGUAGUUUCUGAAGGGCCUGAAAUUCAUGAGAAUCGAGAUGAAAGUGUUGAAGCCAUUAGUGCACCUUCUGGUGCCGCUAUGCGUUCACUUGAUCGCUGAUGCGAUGACUAAGUCUGUGCUGGUUGAUGUCACCACCUCUGCUCUCUGCCAUGGCAAAUCCUCCUGCUCUCAAGCUAUUUACAUCAAUGGACUCCAGCAAACUGUUGAUGGGAUAUUCAAGAUGGUGGCGGUUCCUAUACUUGGUCAACUUGCAGAUGAUUAUGGGAGAAAACCAAUUCUACUUCUCACUGUAUCAACUACAAUCUUCCCUUAUAUUUUACUUGCCAUUAGUCAAUCGAGGGGUUUUGUAUAUGCUUACUAUGUGGUUCACACACUUUCUGAUAUAAUAAGUAGACAUGGAAACAUUUUCUGCAUCUCGUAUGCUUAUGCGGCAGAUGUUACUGAUCAGAGCAGUACAGCUGCAGUUUUUAGUUGGAUGCAUGGUUUAUUUUCUGCUUCCGAUUUCCUAGGAAAUGCCCUGGCACGUUUUCUUCCAGAGAACUACAUCUUUGAGGUUUCAAUAGGUCUUUCGGCAUUUGCUCCUGUUUACAUGGCGUUGUAUCUAGUGGAGACAGUUAAACCAAUCAGUGGAGUGAAUGAGUGUCUUCCUAAUGUGAACAAGGCGAAGAAGUUUAUGUGGGAUCGGUAUGACUCUAUGAGACGUGCUGUAUUGAUUGUCAUCAGCAGUCCAACGUUGAAGUGCAUCACCCUGAUAAGUUUCUUCUUCAAACUCGGAAUGACUGGCAUCGAUGCAGUCUUACUGUACUAUUUGAAAGCUGUUUUUGGUUUUAACAAAAAUCAAUUGUCAGAAGUUUUGAUGGUCGUGGGAGUAGGUUCAGUUGUGUCUCAGAUGGUCGUGCUUCCGCUUAUCUAUCCAUUUGUUGGGGAGAAAUUGAUGUUUUGCAUUUCCUUGUUGGCAUCCAUAGCAUAUGCGCUGCUUUAUGGAUUGGCUUGGGCACCAUGGGUGGCUUAUUUGAGUGCAUCUCUUGGAGUCAUCUUCAUCUUAUUUACACCGGCCUCUUAUGCUAUGAUAUCCCGCACAAUGAGCUCAGCUGAUCAGGGUAAAACACUAACACUUAUUGAUGGUGUGACAGCAAUUGCCAUUUUUUUAUCUCCAAUCGGAAUGAGUCCAUUGACUACUUGGUUCUUGUCUGAAAAUGCACCAUUCAACUGCAAGGGGUUCAGCUUUAUUUGUGCUUCUUUGUGCUUGGUUGUGGCAUUAUGCUAUGCGUGCACGCUGCCAAUGCAAGUACCAUUGAAGAAGGCAUCCGAAGACGAGAUAGAGAGCAUUGAAGCGCCUCUUCUUUCUUCAUGAUGAACUGAGAGGUGAUCAUUUGUGUACCACCAAAUGACACUGCCUGCGGGAAAAGAUUUCUUUCUAUAUACAAUUGUACAGUACACCACAUAAACAUGCAUGCGGGAAAAGAUUUCUUUCUGUAUA